This is a messenger RNA of Hydractinia symbiolongicarpus, 1210 nucleotides long. RefSeq lists its product as uncharacterized. Bases 594 to 1025 code for a protein of 143 amino acids. Lineage: Eukaryota; Metazoa; Cnidaria; Hydrozoa; Anthoathecata; Hydractiniidae. The record is from RefSeq and is a predicted model, not a curated record. The transcript is spliced from 2 exons.
UAAAACAUGUUAAGCCGCAAAAGAGAAAAGACCUCAGCUUGGUAGACAUGCGUCACAAAAAUGGUAGCUGUAGCUACGAAAUGGAUGAUCACACACAUAUAUAUAAAACACGUUUCUAUAUUUCUAUAUUCUUUCAUUACAGUUUUCUGUAUGUAUUUGAGACAUGUUUUUAAAAAUGAAAUGUUUUCAUGUGUCGCAGAGCAAAGGAGAUAGGUCGCAUAUGCACGUGUGUGCAAGAUUUUUUAGCGUCUGAUAAUAAUGGAAUUAUAGUUUGAAGUAAAGUUUUAUUGAUCACUGUUGUUGUGGAUUACGAAAUUCUGAAGAUAUAAAUUGAAAUAUGGAGCGUUAUUCUCCUCCUUCCAUUAAAUAAUCUGAAAGAUGGCGGCUUAAAGAUGGCUCCAUACUAUAUCUGUGAUCUUCCAGGAAAUACCAAUUCUAUUUACCAAUAAAUUAUCAAUUUUAUUUAAUAAAUUUAUAAAACGAGUGUUAUUUUCUUUACUUUAAUUAUUCUAAGCUUCUCGACUGCUUUAUCUAGUCUUAUAAUAACAUCUAAUUUUCUGGCAAAAAAUAUUCAUAGAUUACAAGAAAACAAGAUGGCACCUUUUUAUAACGUAUUUUGUGUUGUGGUUUUGUUACAAGGAUAUUUGGUCACACUUGUCGAAAUGUCACAUAUUCCCAAUGAUGACUGGCGAUUGGAUAAAGAUUAUGAUCCAUGGUCGUUAACCGGAACAUUCAUACAAGGCACGCCAAGACAGUGUAGCCCUCCGGAAUCUCCAAAGAACGGUCGGUGGGUAUGCAGCUACGGUUUUGGUGAAAAUGGGAGAAGUUUAUGCAUGGUGGAUUGCAAGAGAGGUCACGUGAUAAAAGACGCCCCAACAAUCUUUAAUUGCGAUAAAGGAAAAUGGAGUAUAUUUCCGUCAAAGGACCUCUCUGGUAAUGAUGUAACAAAUCUCGGGCUGGUACCUUAUGGUGACUGCAUAUCGUAUAAAGAUUUUGUUCGUAACCAACUUGAAUCGAGUGAAUGAGACAAGUAAUCGAGACGAGAGCAGGUUAAAAUAUUAUUUUUGCAGUUACAGCGGUGGAGGACAGUGAAAAGAAGAGCCAAAACAAUGUUUUAGUGUAUUUGAAAAAUAUUUUUGUGUACAAAAAGAUACCAGUAUAUGAUAAUGUAAUUUACUUAUUGAGUGUGGAUUAAAUGAUUUUUAUUUUC